Molecule: messenger RNA, 1828 nt
Organism: Neopsephotus bourkii (Bourke's parrot)
Lineage: Eukaryota; Metazoa; Chordata; Aves; Psittaciformes; Psittacidae
Gene: ROGDI
Product: rogdi atypical leucine zipper
Exons: 11
Coding region: 73-933 (286 amino acids)
Cellular component (GO): RAVE complex
Source: RefSeq, a predicted model, not a curated record
GAAGCAGCGGUUGUAGCCAAUGGGGGCAGCCGAGGGCGCAGCGAGGGGGCGGGGACGGUGGCGGAUGGUGGUAUGGCGGUGGCGAUGGCGAGCGCCGUGGAGCGAACGGUGUUGGAAGAAGAAUUUAAAUGGCUUUUACAAGAAGAGGUCCAUGUUGUUUUGAAACAGCUGCAGGAUAUUUUGAAGGAGGCCUCUCAACGCUUUGCCCUGCCUGCCAGUGGCUUGGGAGGAGCUGUCAAGCAGGAGAACUUUGUGCUGAGCACAUCUGGCACAGACCAGGUGAAAGGAGUGUUGACACUACAGGGAGAUGCCCUAUGUCAAGCUGACGUCAGUCUGAAAAUGACCAGAAAUAAUCAGCUCUUGCACUUUACAUUUCGGGAAGACAAGCAGUGGAGAUUGCAGCAGAUCCAGGAUGCUAGAAACCACAUUAACCAAGCCAUUUACCUGCUUAUGAACAGAGAUGUAAACUACCAGUUCAAAACAGGCUCGGAGGUUCUCAAGCUUAUGGAUGCUGUGAUGUUACAGCUCUCAAGAGCUCGAAAUCGGCUUACCACUCCAGCCACUCUAACUCUACCAGAGAUUGCCUCCAGUGGUCUCGCAAAAAUGUUCACUCCUGCUCUGCCUCCAGACAUCCUUGUGAAUUUCUAUAUUAACCUGAAUAAGCUGUGCCUGACUGUCUACCAACUUCAUGUGCUGCAGCCCAGCACAACCAAGAAUGUCAAGCUUGCUGGAGGGUCCAUUUUACACAACCCUGGAGCCAUAUUUGAGUUUGGCAACCAGCGGUAUGAAGUCAGCCAUGUCCAUAAGGUGGAAUGUGUUGUCCCAUGGUUAAAUGAUGCUCUUGUCUUCUUCGCAGUUUCACUGCAGCUUUGCCAGCAACUGAAGGACAAGAUCUCUGUUUUCUCCAGUUACUGGAACUACAGGCCAUAUUAGUUCUCUGUGAAGUCUCCAAGCCUUUACACCACUUCCAGUGUCUUUGUUUUAAAUAUGCCAGCUGAGUCCAAGUCAACCUGAAGAGUGCUAUGGCUCACUACCUACCCUGUGGCUCUCCAUAGGGUAGGGUCAGUGUAUCCUAAGACACAGCUUUAGUAGCUUUGUUUGGAGCUGCUGCAUAAACAGGUCACUAAGCAAUGCUGUGUCAUUGGCAAGAGAUUGCUUCUGUCUUUGUUCUCAUGUGCAUUGUGUGGUUUACACUUUCCAAGCCUCUGAUUAAUUACACUAGUCCAUUACAGGGGAUGGGGAGCUGUGGGCUACUCUAGCUGUAUUUGCACACAGUGCUGUAACUAACUGCUGGGCUGUGAGCUGCCUGGGAAGGGGUGAAGACAGGGUAAUUUAACACACCAUGAAAAGUGUAGGGCAUGUUGCUCCUUGCAGUGAAACAUGUUCUUGUGAUCUGCUCCAGAUGUGAUUACGACUAGCCCCAAGCUUUUCCCUCUUCUGUCUGUUCUGUCCAUGCUAUUGAUUCCCCUCUGGGGAUAGUCUGCUGAGUUUUGGUCUUUUUUACCUUCCCCUGCCCCCUGGCAUUAAUGUGAUAAUAUAUUUUUUUCCUAAGCCCUGGUUUGUCCAAUUAUUUUUUUCCAGGUUUAGUAUCUUGUUUUCACUGCCAGCCUUUGGAGUUGCCUUGAUACCUUGAGCACAGCUGUGCAGUCUCACAUCCUGUUAUUAAACCCAAAGUGAGUAGCAUGUGGCUAUUACAGUUCUACAAUUUAUUGCCUACCUAUGGAUGCUACAGUAUGUAACUCAUCCUUCUAAGCUUUGGAAACUGUAAAAUAAAGAUAAUCGACCUGCCAUGUUCCUGUGGGCUGUCAGUGCUGAGAAUGAAAGAGUA